Molecule: messenger RNA, 792 nt
Organism: Camellia sinensis
Lineage: Eukaryota; Viridiplantae; Streptophyta; Magnoliopsida; Ericales; Theaceae
Source: RefSeq, a predicted model, not a curated record
UAAUGCUUAUACAACUCAAUUUGCCAAGGACAUGGAGACCUUUUUUAACGCCAGAGCUGAUGAGAUUGAAGUGGGAGGGAUGAUGAUAGUGACCUUGCCAGCUCUUCCAAACAUGCACGAUCAUGCUCAUCACCCAGUCGGUGUCCUAUUCCUCGCUCUUGAGCAAAGUCUUGUUGAUAUGGUGAAAGCGGGAUCAAUUAGUGAAGAUGAACUGGACUCCUUCAACUUGCCUUUGUAUUCUCCUUCGCCCGAUGAGAUGAAUCAGCUAGUAGAAAAAAAUGGGUGUUUCAGCAUAGAGAGGAUGGAGUUAACUAAUCCCGCAGCAAAGACAGAUGGAGCAUCAAUUAACAUACCAGCAUUAAUAAUGCACCUUAGAGCUGGCUUUGAAGCAGUGUUCACCAAACACUUUGGCAAAAAGAUCGUUGAAGAAUUGUUUGAACGUACUCUCAAUAAAUCCGCAGUGAUUUCCUCCCAGUUUGAAGCAAGCCUCAAGAUUGGAAGCCAACUGUUUUUGGUUUUGAAGCGUAAAUGAUUUGAGUUCUAGUGGCCUUGGUCAUCUCAUUGGGAUACUUUUGUUGGGAAGUUUUGAAUUCAGAUUUGGACAAAUAAAAUUGUGAUGAUCUGAAAAAUAACUCAUUGUUGCUCUGGACAUUGAGUUCCUAAUCUAUGGCAUUAGUUUAUUAUGAAUAUUAUAACUUGGAUGCUUUUGUUACUUAUCAUAUCAUCCAUUGAAGAUGUAAAAGCCAGAAGAUAAGCAGAUGGAGGAAUUGGAGGAUGUGUCAUUCAACUUCA